AUGUCAGGAUUUGAAUCUAAAUAUAGUCCCGGCGAUAAUGUGUGGAUUAAAAAUUCUUCGAAAGGAGAAUUUGACAUUCCUGUGGGAUGUAAAAUUAUUUCUGCUGACAAACGAGGUCUUCAAGUUCAAGAUGAUGAUGGAAAGGUAGAAACGAUUGAUAAUAAUCGAAUUUUGAAACGUAUGCAUCAUUCUUCAAUAAAUGGAGUUGAAGAUAUGAUAAAGCUAGGAGAUCUUCAAGAAUAUGCUAUUUUGAAAAAUCUUCAUAUUCGAUACAACCAGAAUUUAAUUUAUACUUAUACGGGAAGUAUGUUAAUAGCAAUAAAUCCUUAUAAAAUAUUGAAUAUUUACACGCCAAAAGAAGUGGCAAAUUAUCGAUCAAAAAAUAUCGGAGAAAAACCACCUCAUAUAUUUGCAAUUGGUGACAACUGCUUUAUGGAAAUGCGACGGUCACAAAAAAAUCAGUGUAUUGUAAUCAGUGGAGAAAGUGGGGCGGGAAAAACUGAAAGUACAAAAUUAAUUUUACAAUAUAUUGCGGCAAUAAGUGGCGAACAUUCAUGGAUUGAACAACAAAUUCUUGAAGCUAAUCCUAUUCUUGAAGCAUUCGGAAAUGCUAAAACUGUUCGCAAUGACAAUUCUUCACGAUUCGGAAAAUAUAUUGACAUAAAAUUUUCAAAAAAUGGAUCAAUAGAAGGCGCAAAAAUUGAGCAAUAUCUUUUAGAAAAAUGUCGUUUAGUUUAUCAAGGACAAAAUGAGAGAAAUUAUCAUAUUUUUUAUUCAAUUUUAAUAGGACUAUCUAAAGAAGAAAAGAAAAAAUUGAAUUUGGGUCUACCAGAAGAUUAUAAAUAUUUAUGUGGCUCUUUGGAAUGUAAAGGGCGAAAUGACGCACAAGAAUUCGCUGAUGUAAAGGCAGCAAUGAAAGUCUUAAAUUUUAGCGAUGAAGAAUUUUGGAGCAUAAUAAAACUUUUAGCAGCUAUUUUGCAUCUGGGAAAUGUAAAUUACAAGUCGGUAACGAUGGCGAACAUGGAUGCGAGUGAAAUAAUUGACGAUGCAAUCAUUAAAAUGUUGAUUGAACUACUUGGUGUUAAUAAUGGAGCGUUGAAGGAAGCGCUUUCUCGAAAAACGAUUUUUGUCCAAGGAGAGCGUGUAAUUAGUAAUCUAUCAAAAGAUCAAGCUACAGAAGUAAGAGAUUCUUUUGUAAAAGCAGUUUAUGGAAGACUUUUUAUUUUUAUCGUCAGUAAAAUAAACGAUGCAAUAUUUAAGCCUAAAUCUAAUACCAAAAAUUCGAUCGGAGUGCUCGAUAUUUUUGGAUUCGAGAAUUUUACUCACAACAGUUUUGAACAAUUAUGUAUUAAUUAUGCAAAUGAACAUUUGCAGCAAUUUUUUGUGAAACAUAUUUUUAAAAUGGAACAGGAUUAUUACAAUCAAGAGGGGAUUUCAUGGAGUCAUAUUGAAUUUAAUGACAAUCAAAGCGUUCUUGAUUUAAUUGGGGUUAAAGCUGUUAAUGUAAUGGCACUAAUUGAUGAAGAAAGUAAAUUUCCGAAGGGAACUGAUGAAACUUUACUGGCCAAAGUUCACCAAAUGCAUUCCAAUAACCAAAAUUAUGUAAAACCUAAAUCAGAUUCUAUAAAAGCUUUUGGAAUAAAGCAUUUUGCCGGAACAGUAACUUAUGAAAUCAAUGGAUUUCUUGAUAAAAACCGCGAUACAUUUUCAGCAGAUUUGAAGCAACUCAUCACUGUAUCAUCGAAUGAUUUUUUAAAAUUAAUAUUCAGCCACGAUUUAACAAUCGAAUCAGACGGGAAGAAACGAGUUUCAUCAUUGUCUUCUGAAUUUCGUAAUUCGUUGGAUUUACUGAUGAAGACAUUGGAAAAUUGUAAUCCGUUUUUUAUUCGAUGUAUAAAACCAAAUGAAGAUCAAAAGCCAUUGUUAUUUGAUAGAUCUCUUUGCUGUCGACAACUAAGAUAUUCUGGAAUGAUGGAAACAGCAAAAAUCCGUCGAGCUGGUUAUCCGAUUCGUUACGAUUACCCGGACUUUGUCAGCAGAUUUCAUUGUUUAGCCAGAGGAGUACCUUCAAAAAUAUUAAAAACUACUGCUGCAAAUAUUUGUGCCAACACUUUGGGAGAAAAUCGUGACAAUUAUCAAUUUGGCCACACGAAAGUUUUUCUUAAGGAAGAAAAUGAGUUUAUUUUAGAACAACAGAGAGAUUUGGUGCUCGCUAAGAGUCUUGUUGUUAUCCAAAAAUAUAUACAUGAAGAUCAAAGGGGCAGUGAUAACAAUUCAACGAACAUGGAGAGGUUUUGGCCCGAGGAAGAAAUAUUUAACAAUGAAGAAAGGAUAUCAAAGACUACAAUCUGGCGCGAGAAGAAGUUGAAGGAAAUAACUGAUUUGAUUGCUGAAGACGAGAAGAAAUUGAAAGCAUCGGGAAAUAAAAUGUGGAAAGAAAUAUCGAAAAAUAAUUUUGAAAAACGAUUAAAAGAAUUACACGAGUCUUUAGUGAGUUUUGACAAGGAGAGUGCUAAUUUGGAAACUGAAAAAGAGCCUGAGAGUAGUAUUGAUACAAUAUUCGAGUUCUUAGAAAAUGAACCAAAGGUUUCAUUGGCAAGAGAGUUACCUGCUGAUGUAUACGCGGAUUUAUCUGCGGUAAAAAAAAAGAACGAAGUUGUAGAGCAAAGUAUUCUCGAAAUUCCAGCUGAAGUUUUAUCGAGUGUCGAUUUAUCAACUUAUCAUUUUAGUAAAUUUGCUGCAACGUUCUUUGCGUCGAACGUAACUCCACAUUAUUCUCGUAGAAUUUUAAAACAAUCUUUAUUAGAUUUGCCAAUAGCAGCUGAUCAAUUGUCAUCUCAAGCUUUGUGGAUAACUGUUUUAAGAUUUAUGGGUGAUCUUUCUGAGCCGAAAAAUCCUAUAGAUAUUCCCGCCAAUAAAACAGUUAUGUCGACAGUUUCAGAAACUAUUUCCAAGAGUUUUAUUCGAUCAAAUGAGUACGAAAAUUUAGUGGACGCACAAUCUAAAAAGAACCAAAUUAUUCGUAUAACUUUGAAACGUCAAAGUAAAUUACACAAAGACUUUAGAAGAGGAAUCACAGAAGAUAUGCUUGUAGAUGAAUCAUAUCAAGACUGGUUAAAUACUCGAAGUUCUAACUUAGACAAGCUGCACUUCAUAAUGGGACAUGGUAUUCUCCGUCCGAUAUUACGGGACGAAAUUUACUGUCAAAUUCUCAAACAAUUAACUAAAAAUCCCAGCAAAUCAUCGCACGCUCGUGGGUGGGUUCUACUGUCUCUCUGUUUGGGUUGCUUCCCUCCUAGUGAGCAAUUUGUUAAUUAUCUUCGGGCGUUUAUCAACUCAGGACCGCCAAACUAUGCUCCUUAUUGCGACCAGAGGCUCAGUCGCACGUUUAAGAAUGGUGCAAGAACUCAGCCACCAAGUUGGCUUGAAUUUCAGGCAACUAAAAAUAAAAAACCAAUCAAAUUGGAAAUAACAUUUAUGGAUGGAAAUUCCAGAAUUAUUGAAUGUGAUUCUGCUAGUACUGCUGAAGAAAUUAUUAAUACUCUUUCUAAAAGUAUUUUGUUGACAGAAAUUUUUGGAUUUUCUCUGUUUAUUACUCUUUAUGACAAAGUUCUGUCUCUUGGAGCUGGAAGAGAUCAUGUAAUGGAUGCAAUAAGUCAGUGCGAACAGUAUGCAAGAGAACAAGGUCAAGCAGAACGUUCAGCGCCCUGGAGAUUAUUUUUAAGAAAAGAAAUUUUCUCUCCUUGGCAUGAUGCAGCUUUAGAUCCAGUUGCGACCGACUUGAUCUACCAUCAAAUCAUCCGCGGGUUAAAACACGGAGAAUAUAGAUGUUCUAGCGAGACAGACAUUGCAAUGCUAGUUGCUCAACAAUUAUACAUUGACUAUCAAACAAGUUUAACGCCUGAUAAUCUUAAAAAUACAAUGCAUCUUUAUAUUCCCGAUCACUUACUCCAAAAUUCCGUCCCUGAAGCUUUGUCUAAGUGGCAAAAAUUAACCCUAGAAGCUUAUAGAAAAAAUUCAAAUGUUACUAAUGCACUUCCUAUAGUGAAAGUGAAAGAAGAAAUAGUUUAUUUUGCUAAGCAUACAUGGCCGAUUUUAUUCUCGAGAUUUUACGAAGCGACAAGAGUAUCUGGCCCAGAAUUUAAUGUUAAUGAUGUGAUAAUUGCUGUAAAUUGGACGGGAGUUUAUUUUGUCGAUGAUCAAGAGGAAAUGUUGCUUGAAUUGUCAUUUAUAGAAAUCGCCGAAGUAACGAUUCAAAAAUUUGAUAAUUCGGUCAUUAAUAAUUUUAUAAUCACCACAGUACAGAGAGAUGAGUACAUUUUCAAGAGCAUAGACGCCGAAGAUUUAGUAUCUUUAGUUAAUUAUCUGAUCGAUGGGUUAAAAGAAAGAUCAGUUUACGUUGUAGCAGCACAAGAUUACAUGACUGGAGUUCCUAGUUCGGAAGGGCAAUUGUAUUUGUCUUUCCAGAGAGGCGAUCUUGUUAAGCUCAGUGGAUGCACAGGACACAGCAUAAUGACUUCAACUUGGGGCUAUGGAGAACGCAAUGGAAUCAAAGGUGAAUUCUUGUCUGAAUGUGUUUACGUACUGCCAACAAUUGUUGCGCCUUCAUCGACCGUAAUGGAAAUAUUCAAGAGCGAUUACACUACGAAGAAUACAUUAGUGAGAAAAGCAAAGAAGCAAUCGAAUUCGCGGGUAUAUACUUUGAAGAAAUUCGCUCAAGAUAAUUUCCGACCGAAUUAUAAUAUCACACUUUCAAAGGGAUCUAGUAUAUCUUCAGCGAAAAAAACUGUCCCGGAAAAUCUUUGGAAGCACACUCGUACACCAAUAAAGGCUCCGCUUUUGAAGAAAGUGUGCGAAGAUAAAGAAUUGUUUCCGUUGGCGUUGGAAGUAUUUACAAAUAUACUGAGGUACAUGGGAGAUUUGCCGAGUAAUAGGCAAAAAAUAGGCACAGAGUAUACGGAUGUUAUAUUUAAAUUAUCAUUAGAACAUGAUUAUUUAAGAGAUGAAGUAUACUGUCAAAUAAUACGGCAACUUACGGAGAAUAAAAUUUUUUUGAGUGAAGAAAGGGGUUGGGAAUUAAUGUGGCUUGCUACGGGGAUCAUGUCUUGCUCUGAAGUCGUUCAAAAAGAAGUAAUACAGUUUUUAAAUAGCUUGAAAAGUUCAAUAGCCAGUGACUGUUUAAAAAGAUUCCACACGAUUGUUAAAAUUGGUAAUAGAAAAUAUCCGCCGUAUAUUUUAGAAGUUGAAGCAAUAAGAUUUAAAAGCAUCAAAAUAUACCAUCGUAUUUACUUUCCAAAUAAUUCGGAUGAAGCUUUUGAAGUACACUCGUCAACACGUACUUCUGAUCUUUGUUAUGAGAUAAUAGAGCGACUGCAACUAAAAUACAGUGAUGGUUUUAGCUUAUUUGUUAAAGUUAUUGAUAAAGUAUUUUCCGUACCGAAUGAUUAUUACUUCUUUGAUUUUAUUAAUGAAAUUAUUCAGUGGAUAAAACAAUCUAAUCCAUCUGCUAAAUUAUCAACUAUUACGCAAGUACAGUAUCAAAUUUUGUUUAUGAAAAAAUUAUGGAUCAAUAUACAUCCAGAACGUGAUAUGUAUGCCGAUGAAAUAUUCUAUUUUCAUCAAGAAUUACCUAAAUAUCUUCGUGGAUAUCAUAAAUGCAAUAAACAAGAUGCUACUAAGUUAGCGGCUUUAAUUUAUCGAAGCAAAUAUGGUAAUAGUAAGAAAGAGUUAUCUGAAGUCUCGCUAAAAAUUAGUGAAUAUGUACCAGCAGAUUUGCUUCACGUGUACAGUGCAAGUGAUUGGAAGAAAAAUAUUACUUUAGCAUACAAUACUAAUUCAGGAAUCAAUGAAGCAAAUGCUAAAUUACUUUUUCUUCAGUAUAUCUAUCAGUGGCCGACAUUCGGAUCGGCAUUCUUUGAAGUAAAACAGUCUACGGAUGUAAAUUUGCCAGAAUUUUUGAUAAUAGCCAUUAAUAAGAAUGGUAUUAGUGCGAUUCAUCCCCAAACAAAAGAUAUUUUAAUAUUGUGGAGCUUUACCGAGCUCUCAAAUUGGUCAUCGGGCAAUACUUACUUCCAUAUGACUAUUGGUAAUUUUAUGAAGAGCCAAAAAAUUCUUUUGGAAACGGCUCAGGGUUAUAAAAUGGAUGAUUUAAUAUCGUCUUAUAUUUUUUAUUUUAAAUCUGUUCUUCAAAAUGAUUAA
Cotesia congregata is the source of this 6198-nucleotide messenger RNA. NCBI's taxonomy places the organism in Eukaryota, Metazoa, Arthropoda, Insecta, Hymenoptera, Braconidae. The record is from the annotation of a GenBank genome assembly.